AAAUACUUUCGAUCCCAUCAGGCUAAGCGUCUUACAUGCAGCACGAUGUCGAAGCAGUCGCCCGAAACACCAGAACCAAAGUGAAUCAGCGCUGCGGGCGCAUAGACGAGCACGUCGAGAAACAGGUGUUGCGUCGGCUCGAAUUAUGUUACCGUCUAGGCAAGGGCGCGUACGGUAUGGUAUGGAAAGUGAUUGAGAAGCGGACACGGCGGGUGGUGGCAUUGAAGAAAUGCUUCGAUGUGUUGGGCCGGUCAGAGGACGCACAACGCAUGUAUCGAGAAAUAAUGUACCUGCAGGCGUUGAGCGCCCACGAUAACAUCAUAAAGAUGCAGCACGUAAUCCGGGCGGAGACGGGGCAGGAUAUGUACAUCACCUUUGAUUUCAUGCAGGCUGAUCUACUCUCAGUAAUACUUGCAAACGUCCUGCAGCCAAUUCACGUUAAAUAUGUGGUUUAUCAGCUUCUUAAAGCGUUGAAGUUCAUACACAGCGCAGGUAUCGUGCACCGAGACGUAAAACCUUCAAACCUUUUGUUGAACUCGGACUGCCAUAUGAAAAUUUGCGAUUUUGGUCUUGCACGGUCUCUUGAACUUGGAUCUAAUGCAGUCGAAAAUCCAAAGCUCACCGAGUAUGUUGGCACUCGAUGGUAUCGUGCGAUCGAGGUCCUACUUGGAUCGUCACAUUACACUUUUGCUGUGGACAUAUGGGCAGUCGCUUGCAUCUAUGCCGAAAUGCUCCUACGUCGCCCGCUCUUUCCCGGCACCUCAGCGGUUGACCAGAUUGUAAAGAUAUUGGCACUUAUUGGGAGACCUGGGGCUAUUGACAUCAACUCAGUAAACAGCGCAUACGCUUUUACUCUACUUGAGAUGCUCCCUGUGCUGCGCCCGGUCUCGUUUGUAGAGACUUUCCCGGAUGUUAGUGCAGAGGCGUUGAAUUUCAUGUCCCAGUGUCUCAAUUAUAGCCCUAGAAAAGGCUGCCGUUGUACUGUGGAGGAAGCUUUGAGGCAUCCCUUCAUCGCGGAGUUCCACGACCCUGACGAUGAGCCCUCGUAUGGCAAAAAGAUAGCCCUUGCUCUCGAUGACUAUCAGUUAUUUACGGCACGUGAAUAUCGAGUGGCCAUAUAUGGCGCCAUAUUCAAGCGCAAGGUCUCUGCCCGCAAGCUCGAGCGCGGGCUCAUGGCAAAUCCUGCCAAGGUCAUUCUGAUGGAACACGAGGAGACCCUACCAGAGCCCUUUUGAUACAGCCCACCGCCGUCCGACACCACCCCGCCUUCGCGGGGUGGACUAACAUUGGCCUUGGUUGGUCUGCGCCACGUCGAGUUAGUGGCGAUCCAUUAAAUUGGAGCUAGGU
Messenger RNA from Aureococcus anophagefferens, 1347 nucleotides. RefSeq lists its product as hypothetical. Gene Ontology annotation, biological process: intracellular signal transduction; protein phosphorylation. Bases 36 to 1235 code for a protein of 399 amino acids. Lineage: Eukaryota; Pelagophyceae; Pelagomonadales; Pelagomonadaceae. The record is from RefSeq and is a predicted model, not a curated record. Gene Ontology annotation, cellular component: nucleus; cytoplasm. The transcript has a single exon. Gene Ontology annotation, molecular function: protein serine/threonine kinase activity; ATP binding.